AUGUCAUCCCGACUCCCCAUCGAUACGUUCCCCGCAUGGGCUCGUCUCAACGACGUUCGUUUCACGCACGUCAAGCUUCAGGAUGUAGGCGAGGGCAAGGGGUUCGGGCUUGUUGCGCAUUCGGAUCUGCAAGGUGCUGAAGCGGAUGGCACGAGCGAAGGACUUGUCAAGAUUCCUCACGAUCUGGUGCUAUCUGCCGAGGCCGUGGAGGACUUUGCCAAGGUUGACCAGAACUUUAAGCAGUUACUUGAAGCAGUGGGACGACAAGCUGCCCUGGAAGCCAAACUCCUCUCUUUGGGCAACGAGUUUGACACGCUGCGUGAGAUAUCCGAGGAUUUUCCAUUUUGGAACGAGUUCCUGUGGAGCGGCGAAAGGAUUUGUCUGGAGGACUGGGUAUUAGCUGAUGCUUGGUACCGUUCGAGGUGCUUGGAGCUACCACGGUCAGGAACCGCCAUGGUCCCGGGACUUGAUAUGGUGAACCAUUCCAGCAAAGCAACAGCUUAUUACGAAGAAGACGACAAUGACCAUGUUGUGCUUCUCAUCCGCCCGGGAUGCCAAGUUCGCAGCGGCGAAGAAGCCACAAUCUCCUAUGGCGACGCUAAGCCGGCUUCUGAGAUGCUCUUUAGCUACGGAUUCAUCGACCCCAAUAACAUUGUGGAAAAGCUGACACUGCGCCUGGAUCCAUUCCCAGAUGAUCCCUUGGCAAAGGCAAAAUUGCGAACGUUCAACGGCGGACCGACCUUGACAAUCUCACGAAAAGACACGGAAGGUUCGCAGGGAGCGUCUUCAGUCGUAUGGCGCUCACCGUUUGUGUACUUGAUGGUCCUCAAUCAGGAAGACGGCCUGUCGUUCCAACUGCUCCAAGAUACUGCAGGGAACAGACAGCUAAGACUCUUUUGGCAAGGUGAAGAUGUGACAGAUCAAGCGGACGAUUUCGAGACCCUCAUCCAGGGCCACGAUCUCUGUCCGGUAUUUAAACUCAGGGCUGUUACCGUGUUGCAUGAGAAGGUCGGAGAGCAAUUGACCCGAAUUAGUCGCGGCCCAUCAGACAAUGAGCUAGAGCCCCUGCAGGCGGCUGGCUUGCUGAGAGCGGAAUGCAUAGCAGCCGCAAGAAUAUUGAAGGACGUGGAAAGUAGAUUGUUGGCCCAUGCGUUGGAGGCGUUGGAGAAUGAGAGGACGAAUCUUCUUGCGGACGACCACGUGGUGGCAUAUCUCGGAUCGAAGGAAGAUUUCCCAAUCGGGCAAGAAGAGCAAGCCACGGCAGCCAAUGACGACGCAGACGACUUUAGUUGA
Metarhizium acridum CQMa 102 is the source of this 1293-nucleotide messenger RNA. RefSeq lists its product as uncharacterized. Gene Ontology annotation, molecular function: protein-lysine N-methyltransferase activity. Gene Ontology annotation, biological process: peptidyl-lysine monomethylation. NCBI's taxonomy places the organism in Eukaryota, Fungi, Ascomycota, Sordariomycetes, Hypocreales, Clavicipitaceae. The record is from RefSeq and is a predicted model, not a curated record.